Alternaria atra is the source of this 426-nucleotide messenger RNA. RefSeq lists its product as uncharacterized. The transcript is spliced from 3 exons. The record is from RefSeq and is a predicted model, not a curated record. The coding region runs from base 1 to 426 and encodes 141 amino acids. NCBI's taxonomy places the organism in Eukaryota, Fungi, Ascomycota, Dothideomycetes, Pleosporales, Pleosporaceae.
AUGACUCGGGGGUUACGUGGCCAGAGUCUGAACAAGGGGAAGCGAGUGAUGGUGUGGAACGAGCCCAGGAUUAAUGGCAGGUACCCCGACUUGGAGCUCGAGACAAGGAGAAGAAUAGCGGGAGCGCAUACGAUGAACUAUACUGGUGAGGGGAAAAGAUGGGAUCAUAAUGUUGCCAGGAAGAUGCGCAAUGAUAGUCAACGGGACUCCGAAGCUAUGUCCCAAGAGGGUAGCAUGGACCCAGAUGAGCGCGCGCCUACUACCGCUGUCGCAUUCCAACCAGUCCUUACCAUGACAGCAGAACGCCUUCGGCAAAUGCACAAAAUGGAGCUCGCAGAAGAAGAACAGCAGAGGGAGGAGAGGAAGGAGAGUAGGAAGAUCAAGUCAGUCGUCAGACGCGCUCUUCGUGGAUUUUCACGGAAGUGA